CGGUGGGAUUCAGCCCGGAGAGGCCGCGUCAACCGUCUGCCGCUCCUCCUCCUGUCCGCCCGCCCGCCCGCCCGUCCCGAAGCGUCUCGCCGCCGGAAACCCUCGCCGCCCUCUCCUCCUCCCGCCGGACCACCCCAUCGAAGGCGAGCAAGUCUCCCGGAUUGUUGUCUGCCAUGGGUGACUACACAAUCCGGAUAAGCACCAGCUUGAUCGACCAGCUUUCGCGCGAUGACGAGAAGGUGAAAAGGAGGACCAGGAAACCCAAGCCGAAGAAGGUCGUGGAGCAACAAGAGGAGCCUCGGGACAAUGGCAGGGAACUUCCAAGCGAGCCCAAGAGCAGCCCUGCUCCCGCUCCUGGGUGGGCGUUGCCGCCCCCCAUGUACCUACCAGUGACCCCUGCUCCUCCACCACCCCCGCCGGCAAUCCAGGAAGUGGAAACCAUACACGCCGUGGUGGCGGAGAGCGAGAAGGUGCUGGAGAAGCUGCAGAAGCAGGAGGCGACGAUGCAUGAGGAGCUUACCAAGAGGGCCAAGGAGCUGCACGAGAAGGAGUUCAAGCUGCCCUACCAGAACCCCUCACCGUGCACUGACGAGAGGGCGGGCUGCGCCGAGUGUUACCAGAGCAACAUCCAGGACCCGCUCAAGUGCGCCGAGGCGGUCAAGAGAUUCGAGGCAUGCGUCAGCAUGGCGAGGCGGAGCGGCACCAUGGGGGCUGCUCAGUGAGUCGGAGCAAGUGAGCGAGGUGUCGUACACAUGAUUUUGGUUUGUCGGGAUGAUUGAAUAGCCUGAAUGGAUUUUCGGUGAGACCUGAAACACCAUCAGUUGUAGAUUAAAAUUCUGUCAAGGGAUUGCACCGGUGCUGGCAAGAUGCCAUGAGUGUCCUUGAUGAAUUUAGGGCCUGAUUCCAUGUUUACUUGCAUACUAGAAAAUGAAACAUGAAUUUGCAUGGUUCGAAUUAA
Messenger RNA from Triticum aestivum (bread wheat), 958 nucleotides. RefSeq lists its product as uncharacterized. The transcript has 2 exons. Lineage: Eukaryota; Viridiplantae; Streptophyta; Magnoliopsida; Poales; Poaceae. The record is from RefSeq and is a predicted model, not a curated record. The coding region runs from base 174 to 722 and encodes 182 amino acids.